Dreissena polymorpha is the source of this 3434-nucleotide messenger RNA. Its product is annotated as 11-beta-hydroxysteroid dehydrogenase type 2-like. The transcript is spliced from 6 exons. Lineage: Eukaryota; Metazoa; Mollusca; Bivalvia; Myida; Dreissenidae. Gene Ontology annotation, molecular function: oxidoreductase activity. The coding region runs from base 589 to 1809 and encodes 406 amino acids. The record is from RefSeq and is a predicted model, not a curated record.
CAUGUGUCAAGAUAUAUCUAGGCUACUAUUGAUUAACUUUAUCAGCUGGUCUACUCAUUUCUGAGCCUUAUCACCCUUUAAAGGCACAGCUCUUGUCACAAUGUGGUCAACACUCGGACAGAAAGGUUCAUGGUUAUCUGCUUAUACAACUAUCACCAUUAGUGUCCUUGCUCAGCCAACCAUCUGUGAUGAAACUGACCUGAUCUCACUCAGAAAUAAACAGCACGCAACUUUCAGGGUCAACAAUACAACAAGCUUACAUCCAUCACAACAACUCAACAUUAUCUUCUCAGAAAUCAACAGAAUACACAAACAUCACAAGCCAAAAAGAAAUCAACAGCAAGAAAAAUAGUGAUACUGUGAAAAGACAUCAACACAAAGAAUAUUAUAAAGAAAUCAAUGUCUAGUUGCAAUCCAGAAGAGAUAAGGAUCCUAAAGUUGAAAAAACAGCAGAAGAUACUUCAAUACAUAUGGAUGCUACUUCAUAAUCCAUUUUCACCUUAUAUCUUCACACGGUUUCUUUCACAUUGAAAUUAGAAUGACAAUCUCCUACGAAGAACACACGACAAUUCCGAAUCCUGCAGAAGUAUGACCACCAGAAGCCAUAUUGACCAGCUUGGUGACAAAAACACUUUCCCAAGCAUGUCAUUGCUAGACUUUGACCCAAACCUUAUUGUUGGGAUGGGCUACCUGACCGUGGUUCUUUCAUAUUAUUUACGCAAGAAAAUCAUCCUGAGUGCAUAUUCCUGCUCACUUCUAGCAGCCAUACUGGUAAGCCAUCGUCUGAUUGCCUUCAUCGACUAUCGCCUGGUUCAGGCCGCCUUCAUGGUAGUGUGUACCCUGUAUCACUGGAGUUCCAUGCACAGACAGCAGCUGCCCGUCAACGGGAAAUAUGUCCUUAUUACUGGCUGUGACCGGGGUAUAGGCCAUGAGCUUGCCAAGUGCAUGGACAGAGAGGGCUACAGGGUGUUUGCAGGUUGCCUUCAGGUGAGCGGACAAGGGCCAAGGGAGCUCGUAGGCAGCUGCUCACCAAACCUCAGGACCCUACAGUUAGAUGUACAGGACAGCGCACAGAUUGCUCAGGCUGCGGAAACUGUGAGGAACUGCCUCGGAAAUGACAAUUUAUGGGCAGUGAUCAACAAUGCGGGUAUCUGUCUCAUUGGCAACAUAGAGAUCAUGUCCCUGGAGGAUAUAGAGAGACAGAUGAGGGUUAACUUCUUCGGUCCACUCAACAUGUGCAAGACCUUCCUGCCAUUUGUACGCAGAAGUCAGGGUCGCAUUGUCAAUGUGGCCAGCAAUGCAGGACUUGUGCCGGUAGCCCACAUGGGCGUAUACUGUGCCUCCAAGGCAGCCCUGGCCAUUCUCACAGAAAGUCUGCGGUAUGAGCAGAAACUCUGGGGCGUCCAUGUCUCCACUAUAGUACCAAGUGGCUACAGAACAGGAAUCCUGGCCUACGACAAGCAAUCAACAGCUGAGAGAUGGUGGAAAGUGGCUUCCCCUACAGUGAAGCAAGACUACGGCCGGGAGUGCUUCACCCCAACAUUCAAGAUGCCAAAUCACGAAUCCAAGACAACCCCAGACCUCAGCACAAUAGUUAACACUAUCCUCCGAGCCGUGUCAGAAGACAAGCCUCAGGCGUUUUACUACAGCGGCUUUCUGGCAAGGACACUGCCUUUUAUCUACACAUAUCUACCACCGGUAGUGAGAGAGCCCCUCAUGAAAGUGUUCGCCGGGUGGUUUGUGUUGAAACCAAAGGCACUGGAGCCUAAGGAGCGACUUAAUGGUCUCAUCGCGAAAGAGUCAGAUUAACUGAGCCUCAUUCUGGGAAAACUUGGAUUAAUGCAUGUGCCUAAAAUGUCGUCCCAGAUUAGCCUGUACAGUCAACACAGGCUAGUCAGGGACAACACUUUCCGCCUUAACUGGAUUUUCAUUUAGAAGAGACCUCAUAUAAAAGAAAAAUCCAAUAAAGGGGAAAGUGUCCUCCCUGAUUAGCCUGUGCAGACGGCACAAGCUAAUAUGGGACGAUAGUUUACAUGUAUGCAUUAAGCCAAGUUUUAUUUUUACAACACAGCUCAAUAAGUAAUAAUUAUAAAUAACUUUCAACAGUAUAUGGUGCCACAGUGGAACAUUUUGUAGAAAUUAAAUCUCUCUUACAUAUAGUAUUGAUGCCAUAUAUGCCUACAGCUCCUAUAUUACAGGAUAUGUAUCAAUGCCACAAAUUCAUACUACUGCUUAUACAAAAGUUUCAGUAUUUAUCUAUACAAUUUGUCUGUGAUUUUGAUAAAAAGUGCUGCAUGUAUGCAGUGAUUGUUUUGUCACUGAUGCCUUGCCAUGUUUGUAUAACCCCAAAUCCUUCCAUAUGGGCCGUGUUCUUGGAGAAGGGGGUUUAAUGAAUGUGAGUAAAGUGUCGUCCCAGAUUAGCCUGUGCAAUAUGCACAGGCUAAUCAGGGACGACACUUUCCACCUCAACUUUUUUUAUUUUUGCUAAGGGAGACUUUUUUGAAGCCAAAAAUAAAAGAAUGGAAAAUGGCGUCCCUGAUUAGCCUGUGCGGACUGCACAGGCUAAUCUGGGACGACACUUUACGCACGUGCAUUAAACCCCCUUCUCACAGAGCAUGGCUCAUAUUCAUUCAUCCACUUACUCCUGCACACAUUUGUGUUUAAGAGCACUUGAUAUUAAUAUAAGAACCACAAUUAAAACGUUAUUAUGAGUUAUAUGUAUGAUUUAAUUUUGCUUAAGUUUAUUCAGUGACUGAGUCGCAAAGGCAAUUCUAAAUAAUGAAAUUGCGUUUUAUUAGACUCAUCAACCCAAAUCAACAAAUUUCCUCAAUAACAUUAAGGCAAUAUUCUAAAGAAAGUUUAUUUUAUAAGCAUUUUGAUUCAUGACAAAGAGGACAUAACAAACAAGGUCUUUAACAUUAUGUACAAUUAUAUACAUAUAAAAAAAUUAAGUAAUACCUUAAUAUGAAAACAAUAGAGAAAAUGUCUGCAUGAAAAGUCUAAUCAAAAGAAUACCAAUUGAAUUUUGGGUAGAUCAGACCAAUGAAAUCUUCAUGCCACUAUUUCUCAACAAUAAGCCUGCUUUAAGAACAACUUGCUAGAUUGACUUAUUUUAUUGUUUAUAUAACUAUUUUAAAUCUGACAAUGUAAUUCAAAACAGCAGUUAUGUUGUUUAGUUCACUUAUGUUUUUCAAUUACACCGUGCUAUAUUGUCAAUAUGUAUAUACUGAACCAGGCAAUGCUAGCCCAUGCUUUAUGUGUGUAUUGCUAUCAGUUUUUUUGUUUAAAAAAAUGUAUUUUUUGAAUAUUUUAGUAUGUGUGUUAAAUAUUUGGGCAUUUAUAUGUCUUAAAUGUAUUGUUGUUGCUAUUUGAUGCUGUAUUUAUUAAAAAUACUUACAUAUUUAAAUUAUUUAUGAAAUAAACAUCAAGAAGGC